This is a messenger RNA of Cutaneotrichosporon cavernicola, 519 nucleotides long. RefSeq lists its product as uncharacterized. NCBI's taxonomy places the organism in Eukaryota, Fungi, Basidiomycota, Tremellomycetes, Trichosporonales, Trichosporonaceae. The record is from RefSeq and is a predicted model, not a curated record. The coding region runs from base 1 to 519 and encodes 172 amino acids. Gene Ontology annotation, molecular function: fatty acyl-CoA hydrolase activity. The transcript has 3 exons.
AUGCCCGACAUGGUCCCAUUCGACGGCGAGGCAGCCACCAUGGCCCUUGGAUUCCUGCACCGCGUGCCCUUUGCGCCAUCGUUGCACCACGCCCCCAAGCCCGAGGUGAUGGACCCCAUUCCGCCCAUUAACAAGCGUGGUGGCCGGACCGUCGGGCCAGAAGGUUGGCGGUCGGUGUACAGUGUGGUCGUGACGGAGGACAUGUGCAAUCCCCUCGGAAACCUCCACGGCGGCGCAGCGGCCACGCUCAUCGACACAGUUAGCAGCGCAUCGAGCGCGAUCCUGGCCACCGAGGGCUUUUGGGGCAUCCCCAUGCUCUCCGGCGUAUCUAUUGCCCUUGACGUGACGUACUACAAUGCGUGCCCUGUCGGGACCAAGGCUAAGCUCACCGUGACGAUCGAACACAUGGGAGGCUCGCUCGGCAACCUCCGCGCCGACCUCACAGACUGGGAGACGGGUAAGCGCUAUGCUUCGGGCACGCACGUCAAGACGUGGCGCGACCUCCGUUCCAAGUUGUAG